AACAAAAAAAGCUGCACCGAGAGAAGAAUGGUUGGCUGAUAGACCGAAUCGAUUCAUCUGAUAAAGUGACUAUAUCUCUGUUUCAUCUCCAAAAUACCACGCUUGCUAAAUUCAGGAAGUUUGAUGCCAUCUGUUUUUGAUUUAUUUGUAUGUUAACAGCUAUGGUGGCCUGUUAGGUUGAAGCCCCUUUUUUUUUCUUGGUCACUAAGUUACUUUAAAAAUUGAAACACGCUGAAUUGAACGAUGUCAGCUGAGUUUAUGUAGUUGUUUAACCAGCCACGUUGUGUCGGAGUUUGUGGCACGUGCUCGGUUAACGCUAUCGGAGCGCGAGCAAGGCACGCGCACACGCACGCGCUCAUCGCCCUAGGACACCGUCCAGGAGAACCGGAGAGAGAGAGAGAGAGAUACAGCCAAGAGAUGGAGUUCGAGGAGUCCGGUAUCGGGGAAGAGUGCGGGGUUUUCGGCUGCGUGGCUGCAGGAGAGUGGCCCACUCAGCUGGAGGUGGCUCAGGUGUUGACUCUGGGACUCGUGGCUUUACAGCAUAGGGGUCAGGAAAGUGCCGGGAUUGUCACAAGCAAUGGAGCCAGUCCACCAACAUAUGCAGCCCACAAGGGGAUGGGAUUAGUGAGCACUGCUUUCUCACCCGAGGCUCUUCUGAAGCUGCGCUAUGGUAACCUUGGUAUUUGUCACACACGCUAUUCAACUACUGGGAUCUCAGAGUUGCAGAACUGCCAGCCCUUUGUGGUGGAUACACUUCAUGGCAAGAUUGCUGUAGCACACAACGGAGAGUUAGUUAAUGCUGACGCUCUGCGCAAAAAGGUGAUGCGGCAUGGUGUAGGCCUGUCCACCAGCUCUGACAGCGAGCUCAUCACUCAGCUGCUGGCGUUUACUCCACCUAUGGAGGAGAUGGAUGCACCAGACUGGGUUGCCAGGAUUAAAAAUCUGAUGACUGAGACCCCCACAUCGUACUCUCUGUUGGUGAUGUACAAAGAUGUUGUCUACGCUGUGCGCGACCCUUACGGAAAUCGACCCCUGUGCAUCGGCCGUGUUGUUCCCAUCUCUAAACUGCACAGUCCAGGUGCUGGAGAGGAGGACACUGAGGGGUGGGUUGUUUCAUCAGAGUCCUGCAGCUUUCAGUCCAUUGGUGCUAAGUAUUACAGAGAGGUCCUACCAGGAGAGAUAGUCCAGAUAUCAAAGCAUGGGGUCAAGUCUCUGAGUGUUGUCCCUCGCCCUGAGGGAGACCUUCCUGCCUUCUGCAUAUUUGAAUAUGUUUACUUUGCCAGACCAGACUCUAUUUUUGAAGGACAGAUGGUCUAUACUGUCAGGCAGCGCUGUGGACGGCAGUUAGCCAUCGAGGCUCCAACAGAUGCAGACGUGGUCAGCACUGUGCCAGAGUCUGCAACCCCUGCUGCCCUGGGUUACGCUCAGCAGUCUGGGCUGCCGUAUAUAGAGGUUUUGUGUAAGAACCGCUACGUCGGCAGAACAUUCAUUCAGCCAAAUACCCGCUUAAGGCAGCUUGGAGUUGCCAAGAAGUUUGGGGCAUUGACAGACAACUUUGCAGGGAAACGAGUGGUUCUAAUUGACGACUCCAUCGUCCGAGGCAACACCAUCUCCCCCAUUAUAAAACUGCUGAAGGAAGCUGGUGCAACAGAGGUCCAUAUCAGAGUUGCCUCUCCACCCAUCAGGUUUCCUUGCUACAUGGGCAUCAACAUUCCUACAAAGGAGGAGCUCAUUGCCAACAAGCCAGAGUUUAAGGACAUUGCUGGAUACAUCGGUGCUGACAGUGUUCAGUAUCUGACUGUGGAGGGGUUGGUGUCAGCUGUCCAGGAGGGAAUCGCCUCCCUCCAGGAGAAAGACACAAUCGGCUCCAACAAGUCCAGCAGGAGAGUGGGUCACUGCACCGCCUGUCUGACUGGGAAAUAUCCAGUGGAGCUGGAGUGGUAACUGCUGACCUACAUCAUGACGGAGCAGCAACAACACUGGAUUUACUGCAAACUCCCACAGCUGAUACAUGUUAGUCUAAAAUUGUCUGUAGACUGGAAAAGAAGUGGCCAGGCAUCUCAAUACUAUCUGGGACACUAAAAGAUGUAUUAAAUACACAACUACAACUAUGCUUCUCUUGAGGGUCACAAUCCUGCUCAGAUCCUUAAACCACAGUUACAAAUGUUGUGUUUACUGACCUCCAGUGGCUGUAGUGAUGUAAUGUAUCCUGGUGUGACUCCAGGUGCAACAGAGCACAUCUGACCACACAUUUGUUUUGUUUGUUUGUUGUGAAUGUUAUCAUGUAAAUUAAUUUUCAGAAAUCUUGGCGUUCCACACAUCUUCACAUUCCCAGACUUGACAAAACACAAGCAUUAGAUGGUCUGCCACGAAAAAAACAUGCGCACAAGCCUAGAGACCAAAAGAGAAACUGUCUUUAUUUUAUAAUCAAUUUAAGUUUUUUUGACUUUUUCCUAAAAUUAACCACUUUGCUCUAUUGUUGUGGUUUUGACUGUUGGAUAUUUUGUUGCUUUAACAUGAAAUGUGUAUAAUGGGAAAGAAUAAAAACACAAUAAACAGGUUGAAUACACUAAGAACAAGUAUUAAGUGGACUUUUUUCAGAAACUGGAUUUUCACAUUUCACAAAAAAACUAUACUUUAA
Molecule: messenger RNA, 2641 nt
Organism: Scomber japonicus (chub mackerel)
Lineage: Eukaryota; Metazoa; Chordata; Actinopteri; Scombriformes; Scombridae
Gene: ppat
Product: phosphoribosyl pyrophosphate amidotransferase
Exons: 11
Coding region: 418-1944 (508 amino acids)
Biological process (GO): purine nucleobase biosynthetic process; purine nucleotide biosynthetic process
Molecular function (GO): amidophosphoribosyltransferase activity
Source: RefSeq, a predicted model, not a curated record